Lachnellula hyalina is the source of this 2664-nucleotide messenger RNA. RefSeq names its product Protein sey1 (gene sey1). The coding region runs from base 1 to 2664 and encodes 887 amino acids. Lineage: Eukaryota; Fungi; Ascomycota; Leotiomycetes; Helotiales; Lachnaceae. The transcript is spliced from 4 exons. The record is from RefSeq and is a predicted model, not a curated record. Gene Ontology annotation, molecular function: GTPase activity; GTP binding. Gene Ontology annotation, cellular component: endoplasmic reticulum. Gene Ontology annotation, biological process: endoplasmic reticulum membrane fusion.
AUGUCUUCAGCAACAAAGUCCCAUGCAAAUGGUCGAAGGCCAUCUGCGGCAUCAAGAUCAACAGCCCCUUCGAUCAUGACGAUGAACGGCCACUUUGCUGCUGUCGGUGAAGCCCCAACAAAAGAGCAGUAUGAGCUCGGUAUACAAGUCAUUGACGAGGAACAAGCAUUCACGCCACAUCUUAAUACAUAUCUUCAGAUCACCGGCGCGGCCCAGUCUGGCUUCAACUACCACCUUAUCUCAGUCUUUGGAUCGCAGUCCACCGGAAAAUCCACCCUGCUGAACAACCUCUUUGGGACGGAGUUUGGGGUUAUGUCGGAGACCGAGCGGCGGCAGACUACAAAGGGAAUAUGGAUGUCCAACAACAAGCGGGAGGGAGGUUCGGGGCCAGAGAAGAUGGCAGAGAAUAUUCUAGUAAUGGAUGUAGAGGGUACGGAUGGCCGAGAAAGAGGAGAAGACCAAGACUUCGAAAGGAAAAGUGCCCUAUUUGCUCUGGCUACCAGUGAGGUUCUUAUUGUCAAUAUUUGGGAACAUCAAGUUGGACUAUACCAAGGGGCGAAUAUGGGGCUCCUGAAGACAGUAUUUGAGGUCAAUCUGCAGCUCUUUUUGAAAGACAAGCAGUCGAAUCCGCGCUCCCUCCUGUUUUUUGUAAUCCGCGAUCAUAUCGGCGCAACCCCUCUAUCGAAUCUCCGAAACACCCUCAUCGCAGAUCUAACGAACAUAUGGACAAGUCUUUCAAAACCAAAGGGUCUGGAGAAGUCAAAGAUUGAGGAUUAUUUCGAUUUCGCGUUUGCAGCAUUACCACAUAAAAUUCUACAACCGGACAAGUUCGUAACUGAGGUCGAAAGAUUAGGGACAAGAUUUCGAGUAGGGCAUAGAUCUGCAAAAUCACAUGGUCUGCACUCAGACCACGAGCUCGAGGGGGGAGUCUUCCUACCGGAGUACCACAGACGGAUACCCGCGGACGGUUUCUCAGUAUAUGCCGAAGGGAUAUGGGACCAAAUUGUCAAUAAUAAGGACCUAGAUUUGCCAACACAGCAAGAACUUUUAGCCCAGUUUCGAUGCGACGAGAUUUCACGAGAAGUGUUGGAGGCUUUUGAUGCCACCAUUCUACCGCUCGAGGAGAAGCAGGCUGAGGGCGUAAGACUUGGGAAGCCAACAGUGCUAAAGAAUCUCGGUAUCUCUGGAAAGGCUGCACGGGUAAAGACCGUCAAGGCGUUCGAAACGGAGGCUAGCAGAUAUCAUAAAGGAGUCUACACAAGAAAACGUGUCGAGCUCGAAGGCAAGAUUGAUAUCAGACUCAAGGCUUUAUACCAAGGUCAGCUCACAGCAGCGCACAAGUCGGGGGUUGCAUCAUUCAGCGACGCUGUGGCUGGUGCUGUUAAAAUCGGACAGAAAAAGGGAGCAUCCUACGAAUUUGCUGAUAUCGUGGAACGCGAGAAAGCGGUUGCUCUGGAGCAAUUUGAGAGCGAAGCUAAGAGUCUCGCAAUUGAGGGUGUUCCGUGGAGUAACUUCAAGCAGCAAUACAGCUUGUACGAGAAGGAUCUAGACGAGGUCAGUGCACGCUUACGAAAGGAAGAGAUGCGUAGACUCGCAACUCGAGUGGAAAGAUGGGUCAGAUCGCGAUUGGGAGAGUCCGUUGGAUUGGAGUUCAAUAAGCUCGGCUCCGGACGAGGUGGAAGUGGCGCCCCAGAAACCGGCGAGAAACCUCUGACAGAAAAAGAUCUGUGGGACAGGAUAUGGAACGUCUUUAUUGCUACUGUCAAGGAGGCUGAAACACGCUUCGUAGAAAGAGCAAAGAGUUUCGACGCCAGUCAGGAUGAGAUUGAUGUCGGAUUAUGGAGACUACGACGGAAAAGCUGGGGAGUAUUGAGAGCGAAGAUUGAUGAGGAAGUUAUGGAAGGAAACAUUCUUCUCAAACUGCGCGAGAACUUUGAGGACAAGUUCCGAUACGACGAGGCUGGUGUCCCAAGAAUUUGGCGGCCGACAGAUGAUAUCGAGGGCAUGUAUACGAAAGCAAAAGAGUCAACACUUACUUUGAUACCGCUGUUAUCAAGGUUCAGGUUAGCCGCAACAUACGCACCUCCCGAGCUUCCAGACUGGAUCGGCAAUGCGCCUGCGAGCGUGGAUCCAAAAGACGAAGAAGACCUGACCCCAAUUGGUGGAGUGGAUGAAGAAGAGGGCAAGAGUCUUGAGGAAGAGAUGACGAUUCUCGGCGAAGCCAAACGCCAGGACCUCGUAGUGAGGUUCAAGAAGACGGCCGAUGGGGUAUACGUGGAAGCAAAACGGAGCGCCAUUGGUGGCGUUGCCCAAGUUCCUUUGUAUUUCUAUGGUCUACUACUGGCGCUGGGUUGGAACGAAAUCGUUGCUGUGCUCCGCAAUCCCGUCUACUUCAUCUUCCUCAUCCUCCUCGGCGUCGGCGCCUACGUAACCUACACCCUCAACCUCUGGGGUCCCAUGAUCCGCAUGGCCAACGCAGCAUCCUCUCAAGCCGUCGAAAUCGGCAAGGAGAAACUACGUGACUUCCUCGAAAACUCCGAGACCGGUCGCCAGGCCAUAGGCAUGAAAGCCAGGGAGGAUAGCGAUGGCAUUAGCUUGAACACGCUGGAUAGCAGGGGUAAUAAAAAGGAUGCUGAGGACGAGGACGAUGAUGAUGAUAUUUAG